Messenger RNA from Heterobasidion irregulare TC 32-1, 471 nucleotides. RefSeq lists its product as uncharacterized. The transcript has 4 exons. The record is from RefSeq and is a predicted model, not a curated record. NCBI's taxonomy places the organism in Eukaryota, Fungi, Basidiomycota, Agaricomycetes, Russulales, Bondarzewiaceae. The coding region runs from base 1 to 471 and encodes 156 amino acids.
AUGGUGACGGACACACGCUCGUCCAUCAGGCAGAGCGGUACGACGCCCCUUGGUUCCUCCUCGUAUGUGUGGACCGACUACUCCUCCCAUCCGCCCGCCCCUCCCUCGACUUGCGUACCCUCGACUGUUCGCACUCCCGCCCUCGAUGCCACGCACUCCCGCCACCCACCCUGUGGACCAUCCACUUCUCCAUCCACCCACGACUCGCUUGAAACAAUGCCGGAUCAGCUCAAUGUCGACACUUGUUUGCAGGACAAAGCAGGACGAGAAUUGGCGGCGCGCUGUCCGGGGCGCCCAGUCGCUCCACGCGGCCCAGGCUCCCCACAGCCCAAAUUCGCCGAAGGUGAAUUUGGGCUUGGUGGGGAGCCUGCUGGCCGCAGACAGCACGCGGCCGCCGCCUUCGCCGGCCUCAUUUCCUUCUUUCCUCCUCUCCCUCUCCUCCUCUCUCGUGCUCUUGAUGCUGACAUUUGA